UUGCAUUUAGACCUUGAGAUGACUAGCGGCUUAAUCUAAGCAAAUGGAUGUCCGAGAUGUCUUAUCGUUUGCGUCUCCAAGCCCUCAGUUGAAGCGCUCUUUAAAACCUCCUCCUCCACCAUCUCUACAAAUUGAAUCAGAUGCAAAGCGACCCAAAGUCAGCGCUGAUCACACAUCUACAUUUUCUGAUACUUCUUCUGAUGUUGGUGAUCUCGAAGAUUUUUCACGACCGUUCAGUGUAUCGGAUUCAUGGAAUUCUGAAACAAGUAAUGAACCUACAACUGUUGGAGCGAAUGAAGUAACCGAAGCUACUGUCCGUCGACUUACUGUACUGCUUGAAAAACGUGCUCUAAGCAAUCAGGAAGCUCGAACUAAGUUCCCUGACCAACCUAAGCGUUUUAUGCAGUCCGAAUUGGAGCUACAAGAAACAUUAGAGGAAAUGCAAGUACUUGCAGCUAAUCCAGAAUUAUAUCCAUUGUUAGCUGAACAACAACGUCCAAUCUCAUUAUUGUUAGGGUUAUUAUCACAUGAAAAUACGGAUAUUAGUUUAUCAGUUAUUGAUCUACUGCAUGAAUUACUUGAAUCAAAUUGUUUACAAGAAGCUGGUCUAAACAAAGUCAAUCCAUUGUUGGAAGUUUUAUUUUCUGGUCAAUUAAUUCAAUCAAUUAUACAAAAUAUUUCACGUUUAGAUGAAACUAAAAAAGAUGAAGCUGAUGGUGUACAUAAAACACUUGGUA
Schistosoma turkestanicum is the source of this 737-nucleotide messenger RNA. Lineage: Eukaryota; Metazoa; Platyhelminthes; Trematoda; Strigeidida; Schistosomatidae. The record is from the annotation of a GenBank genome assembly.